AUGUCCGCUCAGUCCGCAAGCAAGAAGCUCAUCGUCAUCGACCCCGAGAAGGUCGCCAACAACGCCAAGGUAAACGGCGUCGUCUUCCAGUUCCUCGCCAUCGUCGCGGGCAUCGUCUGCGGCUGCCUCGGGCUCACCGAUCUCAAAGGCUUCGCCGCGUUCGUCGCGGCCAACGUUGCCAUCGGAGGCGCGGUCGUCGCCAAGUGCGGGUUCAAGCCCUCGAAGUACUUCGUCGGCAUCGACAAGGUGAUCGUCGACGGAGCGUCCCUCGGCUUCGGAACCUUCGUGCUCUUCUGGACCCUCUUCUACAACAUCUGCCACCUCUUUUGA
Molecule: messenger RNA, 330 nt
Organism: Micromonas commoda
Lineage: Eukaryota; Viridiplantae; Chlorophyta; Mamiellophyceae; Mamiellales; Mamiellaceae
Exons: 2
Coding region: 1-330 (109 amino acids)
Biological process (GO): autophagosome assembly; protein folding in endoplasmic reticulum
Cellular component (GO): EMC complex; membrane; endoplasmic reticulum
Source: RefSeq, a predicted model, not a curated record